AUGAUGGGGGAAAUGCAUCAGCUAAAGAAAGAAUCACCGGACACGUUUGAUUAUUGCCAACGUAUCCUUGGGUCUAUCACACUUGCCCUGCGGCCACUACAUCUGACCGAGCUCGGUCUUCUGGCUGGACUUGAACCGGAGCUUGCUGAAGAUCAAGCAUCUCUAGAGGAGAUUGUUGGAUUAUGUGGCAACUUUCUAGUUGUCCGCAAAGGAAUGAUCUAUUUUGUCCAUCAAUCAGCCAAAGAUUACCUUACUACUCAUGGAUGCAAGGAGGUGUUCCCAAAUGGCGACGCAGUUAUCCACUCAGGCAUUGUUUCGCGCGCGUUAGAGGACAUGUCGAAUACAUUGUGUCGGGAUAUUUGGAAUCUACACGACCCCGGGUGCGCUGUGGAAGAGAUUGAAGCUCCUGUUCCAGAUCCGCUUCGAUACGUUCGAUACGCAUGUACCUAUUGGGUCGAUCACCUCUGUGAGCUCGACUCGUAUACUCAACAGAGCUUGGGACUAUGCGAUAAUGGCGCAGUCAGUGCAUUUUUCCAGAAACAUUUCCUCCAUUGGCUGGAGGCUCUCAGUCUGCUACGGAGUAUAACAAGUGCAGUGGAGAUGCUGGCAAAAUUGGAACAGUCUCUUACAGAAAUACCUCGUGAUUCCGCUCAGCUUCUCUCAAUCGUUACGGAUGCAAAGCAUUUUGUCGAUUAUCAUCAAUAUGUCAUCGGGAACGCACCACUACAAUUGUAUAUUUCCGCUUUGGUCCUCAGCCCUUCGUCAAGUCAAGUCAAGGCCCUGUUUGAAGACCAAGCACCCUCAUGGAUCAAAAAGGCACCACUUAUGGAUUCAGAUUGGAAGUUGCACGUUCAUAUACUAAACGGGGCUAAAGUCAUGCCGAUCUCCGUCGCAUUCUCUCCGGAUGGACAAUUCGUGGCAUCGAGUUCCAGUGAUACAACAAUCCGGAUAUGGAACGCAAACACAAAGGCAGUUCAGCGGGUUCUGGACAGCCAUAUAAAACUCGUGUUCUCGCUGGCUUUCUCGCGCGAUGGCACUUUACUAGCCUCCGGUUCGACCAAGACGAUCUUCGUCUGGAGCCAUCACACAGGGCAGGUAAUAAAGACCUUGGAGGGCCAUGGAGACCUUGUGCACUCGGUGGCAUUCUCCCGCGAUGACAAAAUGUUGAUUUCUGGCUCACACGACAACUCAGUGCGCAUAUGGGAUGUGCAGACCGGAAAACUCCUCCGAAUCCUUGAAGGCCAUACCGCCGCGGUGAGAUGUGUUGUGGUUUCGGCGCAUUCCCAGGUUGCGUCGUGUGGGGAUGAUGGUACAAUUCGAACGUGGGACGCGAACACAGGAGCUCUGAAGCACAUACUGACACCUGAUUUGGGCAUCAUCUGGUCUAUAUCAUUCUCUCCUGACGGGAAAUUCGUGGCCGCCGCCGCCGGCGCGACGCUACAAAUAUGGGAUGUCAACCACUUACAGCUUCAGGAAAUAUACCAGCGAGACAGCAUGCGGGCAUCAUCUGUGGACUUUUCCCCGAACGGGCAACGCUUGGCCGUGGGAUUCCAGGAUGGAAUUGUUCAAAUAUGGAAUGUUGAAGCGGGGUCAUGGUCACUACUUCAAACAUUGGAGGCUGGAGAAUGGGUACAGUCCGUAGCUUUCUCUGGUGACAGUCGCAGACUUGCAAUUGCAUCCAAGGCGACAGUGCGUAUAUGGGAUACAGAGAUUCAAGUAUCGCAGGGGAUUCUGGCAGCCCACACGUUGCCGAUUAGGUCAAUCACCGCGUCGCCUUGUGGAAAGUGGCUAGCAACUGGGUCGGUAGACUGCGCUGUUGGUCUAUGGGACCGAGCAACAGGGCUGCUAGUACGCACACUAGAAGGACAUACAUCCACAAUUGACUGCGUGGAAUUUUCCCCAGAUGGAAAUCUCAUAGCAUCUGGGUCUCAUGAUUCGACGAUUAGAAUUUGGGAUACCCAAACGGGCGAUACAACACAUGUUUUUACUGGUCAUUCCGACCAUGUACAUGCGUCUGUAUUCUCACGUGAUGGAAGGAGAGUUGCAUCUGGAUCUAAGGACAAUACGACACGGAUCUGGGACCCGUACACCGGGGUUUUGGAUAAAACCAUAGAGACCUACUGGCCUUAUGCGGUUGCCUGGUCUCAAAACGGACUGUUACUGGCAUCAGGCUCCUGUGGGGCCGGUGUCCGCAUAUGGAACGCAGAGACAGGCGAGUUACAAGGCGAGAUACAAGGCGAGCCAGGCCGCAACGGAAUAUGCGUGUCAGUUGCUUUCUCUCAUGACGGGCGUUACCUGGCCUGUGGCUUUGUCCAUGGUUCCAGUGAAAUCAUGAUAUAUAAUGUAGAAACUGGAGUUCUGCAAGACGCCAUUCUCUUUAAAAUGGUGCCUUCAGGCUUGAGCUUUAGCGAAGACGGUUCGAACCUCUUCACUAACUUUGGCAGCAUCGCAAUUGCAUUGAAGCAGACUCCCGCACAGGCCCCAGAAGCGAACGCCAACGACGGCAUGGAGUUGACUGCCCCCCAGCAUAGAGAAGCGGAAUGGGUUGGAUACGGCCUGGAUUUUGAUAUCUCCUGGAUUACGUGGAAUGGUAGAAGACUCCUCCGGCUACCGUUGGAAUACCGAGGCCGGCCGCAUCUAGUCCAAGACCGGUUGAUUGCUCUUGCACAUGGGUUGGGUCGGGUGAUCAUCUUUGAGUUUGCAGAUGGUAUGUCGCCAUUGUAA
Aspergillus lentulus is the source of this 2724-nucleotide messenger RNA. The record is from RefSeq and is a predicted model, not a curated record. NCBI's taxonomy places the organism in Eukaryota, Fungi, Ascomycota, Eurotiomycetes, Eurotiales, Aspergillaceae.